GGACCAGCACGUCCAACUCCUGGCCAGCAGUCUGGUGAGCCUGCGUGAGUUGGCCUGUCUGACGGAGGAGAAAGUAGAUGAGCUCAUCGAGGUGUUGUGUCUCCUCCCCCGAAGGAGAUGCCUACUCAGACAGCGCUCAGGACCUGCCCAGUGGCCGUAGACAAGCCGGAUCGUAGAGGCCGUUUGCGUUCAGCUCUGCCGCCUCCAUCUGUCCUCCACCAGGUCCGCAGGUGCGAGGACUUCCCGGUGGGCGGCUGUCCUCAGGGACUACGUCCAAGUCCGAGAGCUGGUGCUGGGCAACCUGAGGCUGAUGGAGAAGACCACCCUCCAGCUGUUCAAGUUAAACCAGCACACCCUGUCUCAAUGGGUUUCAGGCACAACAAAUGCCAGAACGGGCAGGAGCAGGCUGUCCUUCUCCAGGGGGUGCAGCCCCCUAGCGCCAGCGCAGUGGACCCGGAGCCUCAACCCCAGCCGCACCCACUGCUACGGGAGGCGCCGACGUACGCCCACCUGCAGUACGUCUUUUUGAGCCCCCCAAACGCCACGGGUCUGGCAAAACAGAGGAACCGCCCCGGGGCCGCUGUGCGGACCAUCGCCCCAGCCCUGGCACCCUUGGUCAUCCCUGUGCUGUAUGCCCCAGCACUCCCUUCCUCCUCUUCGGCGGCUGCUGCUGGUCCUCGUCCUGUUCCAAGGACCACCAGCUGGCGCCACAAAAAGAGGGCGUAGGAGGAGGAGGAGGAGGAGGGUUCCAAGAGGAAGUAUGAGCGGAAGAGAGCAGAGAACAUGUGUGGUCUGUGCGGACAGCCAAAGUGGAAGGAGUUUGGGCACAGCCACUUUGGCAACACUUCCUUCUGCUCUGCUUCCUCGGGCAAAACUGUGGCACAGUGGCUGGCUGAAAUGCGUGCCGGGAAACUUUAAUCCCUUCUCCCUUUGUUUUAUUUUUGUUGUUUUUUUACAAUUUCUUAUUUUAUUAU
This is a messenger RNA of Polyodon spathula (Mississippi paddlefish), 974 nucleotides long. RefSeq lists its product as uncharacterized. NCBI's taxonomy places the organism in Eukaryota, Metazoa, Chordata, Actinopteri, Acipenseriformes, Polyodontidae. The transcript is spliced from 3 exons. Bases 118 to 726 code for a protein of 202 amino acids. The record is from RefSeq and is a predicted model, not a curated record.